Spirometra erinaceieuropaei is the source of this 15037-nucleotide messenger RNA. NCBI's taxonomy places the organism in Eukaryota, Metazoa, Platyhelminthes, Cestoda, Diphyllobothriidea, Diphyllobothriidae. The record is from the annotation of a GenBank genome assembly.
AUGAUGCCCUAUUUCCCAAUGGAGCUUGAUAUUCCUGCAAAUGCUGCCAGGGAGUCUUCCUCAAACAGCCCACAGUCAGCCGCGGGCACCGCAAGUCGAAUGUCACUCAUAUCACCCCGUCCUUCGAACAAUCCAAAUCAGUCCAGCCCUCUACGUGAUCAAAUGUUUUCUUCCGUCACAGCUGACAUAAACCUUUUGACGAGCUCACCUCACACAGAUUGCAUGAUGUCAUCGUCUUUCGCCUCAUCACUCGGUGAAAUAUCUGUGCAUUUGCAUAGGGUAAACGAAAGUCCUUCCUCAGGACAGCUAGAUCUCACUUCCUCGACUCCCUGUGCUCUUUCCCCUGGUCAUCACCUCGUUGAACGUUUCAGACAGUCCUUUCUUCCCGAUUCCGUCGAGUUCGAAGCUCACUCAAGGUCGGGUUCCGUACGCCGAAAAGUGAAUUCCUGUGCUUCAUCAACCAACCAACACCGUCUUUGUUACACAUCUGAUCGGCAUUCCCGCAAUUCAUUAGAUUCCAUGAAUCAAUUGCGCAAAUGCCAGGAAUUAUGUGACGUUGUCCUUGUGGUUGAACCUAAGCGGAUUCUCGCCCAUAGACUUAUACUAGCGGCAUCAUCUCCUUAUUUCAAAGCCAUGUUCACCGGAGAGCUUGCAGAAUCAAGGCAGACUGAGGUAAUUUCCCACGGAACAUUUUUUUCGGCGAACGCCAAAGCAACGAAUCUAUUGCUUUGGUGUAUAAUUAUGCAAAUUGUUUCUGUGGCUUUUAAGCAAACGGUCCUAGACCUCCGUACUGAAUUUAAAGUUCUUUAUCCAAUUUCAUCGGUUCCCAUCGGCUUUUUAACUCUUCUUUUGAAGUUCCUUUGAAUUCUGCAGUCUUUUUGGUCGUGUUUCUAACAGCGCGGUCCCGAUUCUGAAAUAAACGUAGGUCGGCAUGACUCGUGCUGAUACUCCAUGUCGGCCAAUUUCGGGCGGCACCAACAACAAAGCCUACAGAUAGCGACAUGAGUUGAAAACCGUUAAAACAAAAAUUUGUUUUCCCGGAUUUUCAUAGAUUUUGUUCGACUAUUUAUUGUAAAUAGGGGAUAUUAGGUGCACAGACAAAACUUACUUUACCAUUUCUGGCCUGUUCGCCACUACUAAUCAGCCCCCACAAACUUCAUGCUGACAGGUCCUUUUGAGACCUUCCCUGAUUAUAUGUUGAGUCUCCAAACCUAUUUGAGAUGCCUGUUUCGUUGCAACCUCAUCGUCUCGGUGGUCGCCACUUGCAGAUUACUGGAGUGCGCACGUUUUCUAUGAAUAGCACCAACGACUUCGCAGCAACUGCUUAAUGCUCACGCCUCGUGAAUUCAUAACACACAUUCCACCUUAGAAGCUAAAGUGACUGCAAGCAUACUCUUGAUAGUUGGUUGCUCUAAACCGAAGUGUGCCUCACAUUGUCUACUGCUCUGGGGCACAAGUGUCAGACAGUUAACCAAUUAUUCUCUCAUUCUACUUGUGCCUGGUGCGGCUGUGAUUAUGUCUAAUCCAUUCGAUCUGGAUGUCGCGGAUUGUAACUCUCUGCGCGUGACGAUAUGCGGCAGCUGAUCCGGACACCGGCCCAAACCACCCUUGUCCACUUUUUAAUGGAGGCCCCGAGAUAUCUCCACAAUAUCCUGGCGAGGCAGACUGUCCCAGUUGGGUACUUCACUAAAAUAACAGUUUUCCGCCAACGGUGGUCAGCCAAAUCCGGUUUCUCCAUAUUUUCCAUACGCAGCCCAGCAUUUGCUCGUUAGCCUAGCUGUUGGCUGCCCGACGCAUCCACUGACGACGAAUUGUGGAACGGCCUUUGCCGAGGGUUAGCUGCGAAGUGGACAGGCUUUCGGGUGUAAUAAAUAAGCAGUCGCUGAUCAGUAGCGGAUUACUGGGGUUCAUCACGCCGACUGCCUUAUAAAACGGCGUAAGACCCGUUAAUUGUCAUUCAACAACUUUGUUUGCCGCCGCUGCUGUGCUCUGAGGUUAUCAAGUCAAAGCUUUCGAGGAGAUAACCGCGAACAAACUAUCCGAGUGACUGUUGGAAAUCUGUCUGCACUCAAAACUAUGCCCAAUUCCGAUUUCGGUGACCAUUGUCUCUGUCGCGGCUUUUGAUGCCCAAGACGAUGUAGAAUACCUGCGAAUGAGUGCAAGUCGACCUCGCCAUUAUUGCCAGAGUUUGAAACUAUAAGAGGCCCCAUGGUUUCCCGACCAAGCGUAAGUAAUGAGCCUUGCUUUGUUUGGCGUUGCAAUAAGUGCGAACGUCCUACCGUUGGCACAUCAAGAACAGUCAGACCUAAGUGCCAUCGCACAUAUGUCUGACAUAGUUCUCCAGUUGAAGAUUGUCCGGCGAAAUCGGCCAUACUUAGGAAAAUUUAUCAAGUCAGUAACCCAUGACAGAUGGCUGAAACUGCAACAAGUCAGAAUUUGGACAACGUGAGUCCUUUUUACAAUCAGCGCUAAAGUGCAAUCUUACGAGAUGUCCGGACUCACCAGCACUCUGCGAAUCUCCAGUCUCGGCACAGAAGUCACUUUUCCGCUGGUUGCAUGGAUCACUGAUCGCAUAUUCAUGCAUGCCGGAAUUUUAGUGCAUCGAUUCUAGUAAAGUACUUGUUAAUGCUGUGUACAGUAGGUGUAGUAUCCCUUUUUCCUUUAAGCUAAGCUAUUAGUUGUAGGCAGUUCGGCUUGAUGAAAACAAUCCCCCGAAUUAAAUGUAUUACAUUAAGCGCCCUGUGAACAUACAACUGCGCAGUGGAUGAUUUGCGGUGCAUUUGCGGACGUCAUCGACAUCAGCUUCAUUGUUAGAUCUGGCGACGUAGCGUCAUCCGUGCUUUUCUAUUGACUGAUUAAUGUUGUAGGUUUUCGAGUUGAGCUAUAUAGGUUGCUGAUAUUCCUAUGAAUCACUUUCCCUCUACGCGAGUAAGAGAUACCGCAAAGGAUUUGUAGCCUCACUAGCGCGAUAAUUAUGUCCACGAGUCCGUUAAUUGAUAUCGAAAGCUAAAAUCGUUCUCAUGGGGCACCCGUCACACUAAAAUUUGACAUCAGCCCAACAAGAAUCCCGUGAAAUUAUUGAAAGUUUCGAGCACUUCACCUAUGCAUUUUAUCUAACGGCACAUUAAGGGGGAAAUAUGCCUUAAGGUAAAUUCGACAACGGUCCAUUUAACUUAACCCGAACUUCAUAGAUGUAGUUGAGGUUCUUCCGCACACUUGAUGAGAUUCGUCAGCCAUUGAGUCGGUUACAUUUUACGGGUUCAGCUCACCUUAAGUGAUCGCCACCCCUUACAAUCAGUCGACGUUAGACUCGCGAUCGAAGUUGAGCUGGUUAGCGUGCCCCCCACACAUACCAAAAACUGCAGUAUCAAAGGUGUGCUUGAGGUCCACUUUCACCUCUUUCAUCUGCGUCCUAAGUUGAUCAGCCAGAUGUCGUCUCCAGUCACCGACAAAAUCAUACUAACUGACAUUCCGAGUGACUUCCCCCUUAAGUUGAAACCGGUCAUGGAUGGACCAUCUAGAUUGUCGAGUAAGCGGACGCGAUUUACCGCUCUUGUUCCGCAUCAUCAGCAACAUAGCUUUCCAUCUUAAACGCGAUCAGUAUGGGUUGCUUUGGAAGUACGACACAUGAUUCGGCAGAACUGGAUGCUAGGUUUAUAAAUUCUUCUCGCAGUUCACUCGUUAAGUGGCAAUUCCGUCAGGAAUACCGCUUUAUACAGUCAAUCCUGCGCUUCUUCGAAUGCUGGCACGCGCCAUCAUAUUGCGUUGGGCCUCUAGCUGAUGAAGAUAGUCAUAUUUCCGGACAUCUCAUACACUUGUGGCACUCCGUAUCGUCAAAUUAGUUUCUUAUUUCCACCAAGACAUUCACUCCCUUGAUCUGCAGUGCCAUUCCCUCUUUGCAGGUCAAACUUCACGAUCUCGAUCCCUCCGCUGUGGAAACGCUCGUGGACUUCUGCUACACUAGCAGGAUUCAAGUUGAAGAGAAAAAUGUACAGGCACUUUUGCCAGCAGCUUGCCUCCUGCAAAUGACAGAGAUCAAGAACGUGUGUUGUGAGUUUCUUAAACGUCAACUGGACCCAACCAACUGCCUAGGUAUACGGGCCUUCGCCGAUACUCAUUCUUGUGGCGAUUUGCUGGCCCUAGCUGAUCAUUUUGUCCACCAGAAUUUUUUGGUAAGUUUGUUUUCCUAGCCUGAACUUAAUUAAGCCUUUAUUAUUCACUUAUUGUUCUAUUUGGCCUUGAGCUUGCAUAAUUGCAAAUAUCUUCAAAUACCUUUUCAAGACCUCGCAAGUUUGAUUUCGUCCUGCCUGCAAGCCGCAAUAGAGUAACUAUACACAAGACAAAAGGAUAUGGAGUAUUGCGUAACGAAGCCAUUAACCGACACUGCCUGCUUUUUGCGAAGGUAUCGUCCACUUAGUAUGGAUUGCUAGACCAAUAAGAAACGAACCCUUGUAAUGGCGUUUGGAGUUCCGACUUUUUGUUUUUAAGGCCCAUUAAAGCAAUUACAACUGAGUAGUCAUUUCAGUAUUAAUGGAAAUAAGACUCUUAGGUAACACCAAAAAAUAGGGACCCACGCCUAGUGUGAUGUAUUUUCAUUAUAACAUUCCAAGUAAUAAAGUCGACCGCCUAUCUUCGGAGGCUGAAGUGCUCUGCUCAUAGGUCUCACUAUAUGGUGUGCUAGUUACGUGCGCACUUUCCCCGGCGUCUACCGUAGAUAUACAACCUCAUGAAAUGCUGACUGAUAUUCUGAAAUGUGUUUUCAAUUCCGCAGAAUUACUUUAUUAGGGUUAGAGUAUUAGCAUUUCACAUGAUGUUAAGCCAUCCAGUCACGUCAAGAUUCGGGCCUUCAAAUGAGUUUCUUAUCGACCAUUUAAAUAAGCUUCUGUGCAACAUGACUACUUGAGUAGCAUGAAUUCUUCCUUCUGAUUUUUGAGGCCCUUAUAAAUUCAGAUACAUUUUAUAGAAAUUAUGCACAAAAAUAUUAAUCUUCGAAUUUGAAGAAAGAGUAUCUUUCGGUUUUAGAAAAGUUUCCCAAUUCCCGAAUAAUUUUUAGCUCGACCUGCCAUUACACUUGCAUUCAUGGUUUCCAAAUUAUAGGCUGUGCAAGGAAAGUCAUACAUUUCUAUACGUUAUUAUUAGGGGGACAUAUGGGGCUCAUGAAAUUUCACAAUGGAAAUGGACCGUAUUGUCCACUGUAUGGGCAGCAUUAAUAAAUAUGCUGAUGCGGUGUUGUACGACUGGAAUCCUCACUGUCCUAAAUAUCAUACCUAGAAGCUCUUUCUGUAGGUAUAAGAUUUGAAGAGGACGUAAUUUGCUGUCAGAUGAGUAAAACAAAAAUAUUUUUGUGCAUGUUUUCUACAAAGUAUAUUUGGAUGUAUAAGGACGUCGAAAUCAAUGAGAAUGAUUCAUGCCCCUUAAGUAGUCAUUCUUCUGCGGAAUGUAGUUUAUGCAGACUGUCGAUAAAGGACUCCUUCGAAAGCCGACAACGUAACGUGGCUCCAAUGGUGCUUGCAGGAAGAACCUCCGCUUUGCUGUGGUCAGCGUUACGCCCACAUCGAUUGUCUCCUGUCAAGAAGGUUAGCAAGAUCUGGUAGGGAGCAGACACGCUUGCGUGGCGGUUACCUGGGCAGUCAGCUGACCGCCGGACUUCACACACCUGCCCUGACGUUAUCAUGAACUCGACACACACUCCUAGCAGCGUGGUGAUUAAGUGUCUCAUCUGCUCCCGCACCGACCGCAGGGUGUCUCGAUAUUGUCUUGCUAUCGCAGCCAGGUUGGUGAGACAGGAAAUUACGAUUAAUGCUGCGGAAGUAUGCCUUACUAUACUCCGAUUCGUGCGCAAGUCAUUGAUGCUGCUCCCGCCGAGCGAAGCAGGUGGUAGACGCCGUCGCUUGCGACGACCAAACUAUCUGGUUGAGUAGUGAAGCAAUCGACGUAGACGGGAAGACGCUUGGACUGUAAGCAACUGUGAUAUACUCCAUACUCAGUUUGGGAAACGGUUACGUAUCUCCUUAACGCACUUACGAUUGCCGAUUUUCCGAGAUCCAUUUGCAUGUAAACUCCACUUUGUGCGAGACAGUUAUUUUGGCCGAUAGAUGCGUAGUUUCCUAGUAACACCAAGCCUCGAGGAAAGCUGAUUGUCACGAAGGUUGAAGUUAGGUAUGCUUGCAAGAAGACCCUAAUUAAUGUGAGCAUUUUCCAGAUGUCACAGGUAUAUUUAUUUACUUGUACAUAGCGCGGCUGUGAUUAAGCCUAAUCUAGCUGGCCUCGAUGGUGCUGCAAAUCGUACCUCUUCACGCAUGGCGCUCUGUGGCAGUGGAUAUGGACAUCUCGAUCCAUUCUCUCCUCCAGUGACGGAGACCUAAUACAGCAGGUCAAAGAACCACUUCCACGUCUUGACUGGUUGUGUCCAGUCGGAUUUUAAGUUGACCCCUUCAAAGCCUCUAGGUGGGCAACAAUGACAGAUCUUGGACAGCAACACUGACCUCAUGAGACGAACUACAGGAACUUGUCAAAACAGCCUCGGUCGCCUUUCUUUGAUGGCCGGAGAUAUCCUUGCGAUGUCGCGGCGAAUGCGGACUGUCUUAUCGGAAGUCCAGCCAGCGUACUUCACUUGGUUCUCAGAUAGCGAUAGCCCUGCAAGCGACACCAGUUCGAGAGACGAUGUCGUCCUUACUCUGUGCAUAUAGCAGCGGCCUCGCCACGAAGUACUUCAAGCCAUCUACUUAACUUUGACAGGCGCUAGUCCGAAGGGUGUCGUCUGGUCAGGGAUGCAUCUCUAAAACACUUUGGUCUUCCGAGCGUUUAUGAAUAAACUGAUCGAUUUGGCAACAUUAUCUACCUGCUGCACCACUGUUUGUAGGUCUCCAAAGUCCAAGGCCAGCGUAGUCGAAAUCAGCCAGCGGGCGCCCGGGUGCACAUUUAACAGCGUCAAAUCCUUGUAGGACCCUUCCGAUAAUUCGGACAGUGGCGUAGUUGCACAGAAUAAGCAAGGGGAGACGAAAUUUCUGGACGGUUGAGGAGCAGAAUUCGCGUCGUUGUGGAUCGAUAGUAGCCUCUGGUCAUGGCGACGAUUUCUUCCGGGACACCGUCUACUUCCGUAAUCUGCCACAUGAUCUCACGGUGGACUGAAUCUGGUCGUCAGGUCACGUACACUCUGAGAUCCCUCGAGAAUGACAACGACGAUCUGCAGCAAUGUCGACAAUGCCUAUGCCGCGGUAGUCCUCGCACUUUGUUUUAUAUCCCUUCCUUAGGACAGGCGGGAGGAAGCCCGAGCACCAGUAAUCAGGAUCGAGCUCAUCUCCACAUGCCUGUUCACUCACCCCAUAAUAUCAGGGUGCUAGUGUUUACACAAGAUUUGCAGAUUUCAGUGGGAAUACUAUCCUCCCCAGACGCCUUGUUGUACAACCUCUGUACUGAAUUAAUGGAUUCUUUAUGCGAAGAAGGUUACGCGACACCACAUAAGUUGGCUUAGGAUGAGAACUCCGCCGUUGAGGAGAAGAGGGCAUGAUGGGUUGGUCAUCGGAGUCAAAAUUCCCACCCCAGCUCUCGAAAUAGGUCAAGUUGUCACCAAUAUUGCUGCCACUCAUGUCGUGAACAGAGUCCUUCAGUGCCAAGGCCUUCUAUGAACUUAGCGAAUAAUUUUGUCGUUUUCGAGCGCCACCAACGUUUGGGGCCUGCCUCAUGGGUCACCAUUUCAACCCGAUCGUUUUCACGGUCAUAUGUAGCCGACUUUGGUGUCAUUUUCCAGAGUUGGCAGACAGAGUCCUCAUCAUGGAACCUAACUCGAUCUGUCUGAACAGACAACUGCCAGGUUCUCAGGCUGGUCUAGUUGGCGAAAGCACAUAGUCAGGAUGUUGAACAUGACAUUUGAGUUUUGGUCUUCCUUCUGUCUUAAUCAUUUAGAGCAGCAUUUGUAGUAUUCCUCUAUUUAUCAUGAUCGAUUGCAUAGAAUCCAAACGGGCAAAGCCAAAUUUAAGGACAAGAUACUCGAAGCACCAACGAGUGUGCUGCUGGUAGCAAGGAAGCCAGAAGUGCUAAUCCACAGCCAUGUCCAGGCUGAUGGCCUGCCGAUCCUACUUUAUGACUUUCCGACACUACUGAGAGCGAUUCAGGGAGAUGAAUGUGUCGACUGUGAACCGUAUUUCAUAUACAACGACCGGUACAAUCUUCCGUUCCAGUCGUGGGGUACGGUUUUAUCUUCCCAAGCAGUCAACAGAAAUGACCAUACUUCGGAAACUGAGGUGAAUGCCCUUCCCGGCGCGGCCUCAUGUCACGAGGUAGGUUUGUGGGGAUUCAAGUUAUUUGGUGGGUAAGUCAUGUUCCUCCAUAUCACCAGUUGAAAAUGUUACCUGACGUUGGUUAUGUAUAAGGCAAACAUUGAUGUAUUACCUUGGUGAGUCAGUAUAUUGACUUCGUAUUUUCGAAUUUUUUACGCCUUUAUGACCGUGCCUCAUGAUGUUGGUUGGGGCUGAAACUGCUCUCACGGCCAGAUAUGGCAAGUCCAUCCGCCAUGUAGACAAUUUUGGUGGGACUAUCUAAAGGCAAAACCUAAUUUUCUCCCCACUCCCACUCCCGCAUCGAAAUCCUCUUCUAGGAAGUUGUUGAAUCCGAGGAGUUCCUCCUUCUGCCCCUGAACCAGCUGGUAGACCUUCUGAGUUCAGAUGACCUAAGCGUGCGAAACGAGGAACAGGUUUACUUGGCUGCAAUGCGCUGGAUUCUCUAUGAUCUCUCUACUCGUUUGCCGCAUCUACCUAUGCUGUUGCAGCACGUUCGUCUGCCCUUACUCUCGCCCAAAUUCCUUGUUGGCGUAGUGGGUGCCAACUCCCUGAUCCGUUCCAGCGAAUGCUGUCGUGACCUCGUGGACGAAGCAAAAAACUACCUCCUCCUUCCACAGGAGCGACCCAAGAUGCAGGGACCCCGCACUCGCCCCCGUAAACCAGCCUCCUGUGGCGAGGCCCUCUUUGCAGUGGGCGGCUGGUGCUCGGGGGACGCAAUUGCGUCUGCAGAGCGCUACGAUCCACGCACCCAUGAAUGGGUGCUCGUAGCGCCGAUGAAUAAGCAACGAUGCGGUGUGGGCGUGGCGGUAGUCAAUGAUCUUCUGUACGCGGUUGGUGGUCACGAUGGUCAGAGCUAUCUAAACUCAGUUGAAAGGUAGGAUAUUACAUGUUUUGUCAUCUUGGUCUCCUUGAAGAAACCACUACCGCUUCAAUUUCCAUCUCACUUAAAGUGGUCAAUUAGUAAUUAGGAGUCUUGUUCGGUACAUUUGACCGGUUUUCGAGUGAUUAGAGAUGUUGCUUGAAUUUAGGCACAUUUGAUGUGUGAGGUCACAUACUGCGUUUUUUAUUUUUUAUUUAGGGGAGGUAGUAGACCUCAGGUUAAGGUGAUACCAUACUAACAACACAGGUACUAGCCAAAAGCCCAUACGCGCGUGUUUCGCCGAUAUUCUGCCGCUGCAGGGCGCAGCUGCGAGGGGUUCAACUCUUCAGCGGGUCCCCCAGCAUUCCCUGUGUGUUUUCUGGUAGAUACUCCAAUCUAGAAAUCGUCCCUCUUUUAUUUCUUUAGAAAUUAUCUACGAAGUUGGAGUAGAUCAGUUUAUCAAAGGUCUCUAGGCUCAAACCGAGAAUUUUAUGUAUGAAUAUUUGGGCCAUCAGCCACAGCUAGUAACCGCGUAAUAUUCAUUAACUGCCGACAGGUAGCUAGUAGUACACUUCGGGUUAAGGUAGUAGACUGUCAAAGAAGAAAAGUUAGUAGGAAGAUUCUCCACAAACCGCACGUUUUCUAAACAACGGCGCGCCUUUUAAUGCGCAUCGGAAUUACGGGAGAAAGUGCUCAUCAUUACUGUUUUCCAAGAAUGCUUUAUGUAUCCCCAACAUACGUUCACCCGGCAAAGCUGAGUGUUUGAAGAUGUGGGUAGCCAACUAGUGGCGAAACUGACUCUCCUAAAGAGCUUCCAUUCAGCUUAAUAUUAUUGAAGAACUCAAAUCUCUUCUGCGUUGCAAAGAUAUGCAACGACUGUUCAUUGAUUCAUUUGUCGCACGUGUCGUAUGUUGAUGCAGAUUGGUUCUUUUUCGGGAUCAACUUCUGGUCGGAAGGAGAUGUGAAUAUUGCGAUCGUUGUUGGUCAACCCCUUUUUAUAAUGUCAGACAUGUUCCUACGAUUCUACGAUUGGAUUUUUUCGCUCUGUCGCCUCUAGGUAUGAUCCGCAUACAAAUCUCUGGUCCGCAGACGUGGCGCCCACCAACACUUGCCGUACUAGUGUGGGUGUCGCCGUGCUGGAGAGUUUCCUCUACGCCGUUGGUGGGCAGGACGGUGUAACCUGUCUCAAUCUUGUGGAGCGCUACGACUCCGUCAUUAACAAGUGGACAAAGGUAUCUUUCAGUCAUCCUAUCGUGCGGCGAUUUUUCUCCGCGACUUUCUUUCUGAGCUUACGCUGCAUGCCCUACUACAUAGUAAACACUCCCGGGUGUCUUUAACUUACCAAUUUCUUUUGCACUUCUGAAAAUUAUUGGCCACAGAUCGAUUUGUUACUUUGGAUACUUAAUUAAAAACAGGAGAUUCACCCCCCUAAAACUCUCUAGCCAAAACGAGAGUUCUUCAGGAUUUAUCUUUGAAUCCAUAGCAAGGUCUACAACCGUUGGAUUGGUCUGCUGCUUACACAUCUAAAGGCAGUCCUGAGUUGCUUACUUUACUACUUCUAAAGUGGUAGCCGACGUCUCAAUUCGCGUGUCGGGAAUCAAUUGUUUUAUGUUGGCACACCGAACAGAUAACAGUUUUGUAGAAAGCGGUUUUUAUCAAACUUAUAAACUAUCUUCAUACUCGAGUUUCAAAGAAUCCCUUCUAACUUCGUCGUGCUCCCGCCACCCCACAUUCUGUCCCUGUCAAACAAAACGUUCCCUAAUGGUUUAAGGUGUUUGGUGACUCGCGCUCGCCAUCGUCUGUUUGGCAUGAUGCUAACAUCAUUCUGUGCGACUUGUGACAGACAGAGCGUGCUUCCUUUGGUAAAAACGGAAAACAGGCGGUGAAGGCGGGGUGGGGAGGGGCGCAGAUAAGAAAAGGCGUUUAAAUAUUCUGGGCAGAGGGAUAUUUGUCGCACUUCCUUUCUUGUAGUCCGACUCACUCCCCCCCCCUCCCCAGUUGACGCCCUAAAUCGCUCGGCUGUACCAUCUAACCAAACGACCGAAAGCCGCUCUCUCCUCACUAAUGGCUGCCCUCUUAGACUGCGCAAGGCUAUUGCUACUCUCAUUUUUCACUUAAUUGAUACAAGCAUACAUUAAACACAUUCUUACUAGCAGCUCGCGCUCGAAAGCUUCAUAGUGGCUGAAUUGUUUUUACAAAUGCAUUCAGCAGGUCUUCUGUUACAUCACCCACUAACGCUGCACUCGAAGACAUGCCAAAAGCAUAAAACUAAUAGUUCCGUGUUUUUGGGUGGAUCUUCGGAAACCCAUCUCUUUCAUAGUUGUGCAAAAAUACUCUCCCGAGCCUACCUACCAAGCAUGGAAACUUUUUAAACCCUCUACCGAAGGGGUAUCUUAGUUGUGCGUGUGGAAAUAAUUGAGCGCGGCGUCCGUUGUUUGCUCAUUGCUUGGCGUCUUUUCUUUUUGAUUGAAGGGCUACACACCAGGGAGCUUCACGCAAACUACGAGAUUUGAUGUUUGCCUGUGCUAUAGCCACGUCAAUCAAAUGCUGGAAAAAAAGGCGCCUAGAUUGAUCAGAUAUAGCUGACUUGUUUACCUACACAUGUCACCUUUUUGCAUCUGCUUUUAGUUGACUUUGCGGAAUGCUCACAAAACGAGCUAGGCUGAAAUAACCAUUUAUAGCUUAUUUACUGCCGGUAGAAGCUAAGGGGAGAAUUCCAGGAAACAGUUAAAAGAAAAAAGAUGCAAUCGAUGGGACAGGAGGUUUAGCGGCCGACUAACGGUUUCAGUUAUAGCGAGCCAAAUUACCGAGUAAUUAUGACACCGAAAUCUGUUGAGAUUAGGGCAGUUAACGAGUCGGGUGCGGACAAACAAGCAGUCAACGCAUCAAGCAUGAACUCCAACGAUGAACGCAAGAGCUGCCAUCUAUACUGGACAUGUGGCUGCAUGGUACGGCGGCCCAUAAAUACUGCGCCCCUUGUUCCUCCACUAACCUUGUCUGCGGUUGCAUCGAAUAAUUUGUUCGAUUUCGAAUCCGAAAGUGCAGGUUUUGCUUGCCGUUAUCAACCAGCUAAAGGCUGAGACGACCCGAGAUUUGAACGCGACCGUCGAACGUUCGAUCUAGCGCCAUACAACUAGAGGCACGAACUCACGUCCCAAGACAAAAUAGGGGUAUGCUGCUAUAUUUAAUCGAAUCGGUGAAUUACCACUUCCACUUGAUUUCUCAUGCAUCACAUCUCUGAAAAGCAGUUCUGACUUGCACUUGCGAGGCAGUUAUACAGCAUCCCCCCUUUCGCACUCUGUCGUGUGCCCUCGGCAAUUCCGAGUUGGCCUUCUGUCAGUGUUGCAUCCCUUUUCCAAGUGGUAUUUGUAUUCUCAUCUGAAAACCGACUGUAAUGACAAAUGGCAUAUCCUAGUUUACGCGUCUGACUACAUUUGUACAUGCAAAUGUGCCCCUAAAGGGGGCCACACUGGACAUACGCUGCACUAACAGGGGAACCAGAUUGGGGCACGCGUUAGCCGGACUGCGUAGUCCUCGCCUCCCAUGACAAAUGCUACGUAUUGGCGUGUGGUGGCACACCAAGACUCACACCGAGCCAGCCACUGUCGCCUACUCCCCGCACCACAUUGCUCGGACAGCGGACUGGUGUAUGGGAGAGGCAAGGGAGGAUGUGGUCGGCGACUCUGAAAACUCUAUUCUCCACGGCACUCCAGUGCAUUUCUCACUAUAAAAAGUGUGAUACGCCUCGAUACUAUCCCCACGCGCCAAAAUUCAUGGCUUUAAAGACUGCAUACUGACGAGAUAACACGGCCCUCCUCACAAAACGAAGAGUCAGGCUACAAUGGCUCCUUCUUAAUUGCGGUCCCCUGUCACACUCCCCCUGAUAUCCGUUCCAAUGAAAACCUGCCCAUUCGCGCGCGAACCGGGUCCUAUGCGGCAUGUGUAGACGGGCUGUUUUACAUUGUCAGUUACUGCGUCCGAGCCCGCCUUCAGUCGUCUUGACCCAGUCAUGCAGCCUGAUCCAGGUGGGUGAGGUAGGAAAGAUUGCGGUAGAUGCUUCGCAGGCCUGCUCUCACAAUAAAUUAAUUCACGCACAAGUCUCCGUCCUGCGCCCACCGCGCUGUGGGGCACACGGUGGCCGUCAUUGCCUGCGACGGCCAAAACGACGAUAUGCUCUGCACCGAUUCAUGCACAAGCUCACGUUGUCUUUCCUGUCAGGUCGCAAGUAUGUCCACCCGUCGUCUCGGUGUCGGUGUGGCGGUUAUCAAUGGGCAGCUCUUCGCAGUGGGCGGUUCUGAUGGCCAACACCCGCUCUCCUCCGUUGAGCACUACGAUCCGCGCGUGGGCACUUGGCAUCGCGUCGCCUCCAUGACGGCGAGACGAAAGCACCUCGGCGUGGCAGCCUUUGGUGGUUACAUCUAUGCCGUUGGCGGUCGCGAUGAUUCUACUGAACUUUCCUCUGCAGAAUGCUACGACCCCCGAGCCAAUGCCUGGUGUCCCGUCGUGGCCAUGACCUCCCGACGCAGUGGGGUAUGUUACGCAGCAAUUCCGUUUUCCCAGCCCAUUUAUCAUCCUUUGGUCUCUUUCUUUUCGCCUGCUUAUUUUAUUCCCCACCUGUAAGGUUCAUUCCCUUUUGGUAACUUUUCUCAUUGCUCUUUUCUGUCCACAGUUCCCUUCCACCCCGUGCAUUUUACGCACACUUUUGUCGAUUUUUUAAUCUCUUUUUCAGUAGAUUAAAGCAAUGUUUUUCCGGAAUAAAUAUGAAUGAGGCAAAGGCGACAAAGCAUGCAGAAUUUAUUGACGUCAUAAAUUUCGAGACCUCUCAUUCAGCUGCACACGGUCAUUCCAUAAUUUUAUGACGAGGCAAACUGUUCAAUCAGCGAUCGACCUAGAGAGAUGAAACGUCAUCGGUAACAUAAAGCAUGGAUCUCGAAAUUUAUGACGUCAGCAAAUUCUGCAUGCUUUGUCGCCUUUGCCUUAUUCAAAUCCCUUUUUUCUCAUCUGCUAGCUUUUGUUCGUCCUUUUUAUCCUUUUACCACCACCACCACCACCACCACCACCACCACCACCACCACCACCACCACCACCACCCACCAAGUUCUUUAUUUAGUUCUCCAGCUACAUUUUCCGCUCCCAUCUCCCUUGUUAGUUCGUCCACUUCCCCUUCUCCAAUCUCUGCCAUAAACAUACUUUGUCCUUUUCAGCUCUUCUUGGUCAUUUUACGCCCUCUAUUUCCUUUUUUCUUAACCUCCAUCGGCAUCGUCAUUCCACCCUUUUUGUUCUCAGUGUCUUUUCCAUCCGCACCCGUUUGUGCAUUUUUCAGUAUUAGCCUCUUUACCUGAAACUAUUCUACGUCCUGCUUCCCAACAUCCUCGCGCCUGUCUUACGUCUACGGCAUUUUGGCUUAUCCUCCCGUCGAUCUCUGUCACCUACUUUCUGCUGUCAGUCGUACGCACCUUCCUUUCCCAUUUUUAUUCCCUUGAUAUAUAUUUUGCGCCAAAUGCCACCCCUUUUUGCCUCUCUGCCAUAGGUGGGACUGACGGUUGUGGGCAAUCAACUAAUAGCCAUUGGCGGCUUCGACGGUGCCAGCUACCUCAAGUCAGUUGAGGUUUACGACCCCGAGGCUGUAUGUUGGCGUGUUCAGGGAAAUAUGAAUUCUCGUCGCCUUGGCGGCGGUGUUGGAGUUGUCCGUAUGGCCAGCUUCAGUCUUCCCGGGGACAAUUUGUACGACGUUGACAACUUCGAGCGCAUUUCUAAUGCCCUUUCUCUUUCAACCACCGCCUCAUCUCCAGCCGCCGUCGCCACUUCUGCUCGUCCUGGUCUCUCUAUGAGCGGAGGUCUUGGAGAAUGCUCGUCCUCAGUCUCGGGCAUCCCCGACAUAAAUCGUUCUCUCCGUUGA